AAAUGAUUAACUGUUCAACGGUUAAUUUAUAGCCACUAUUUUCCUUGAACACUGGACUCAGAAAAAUUAAGCCAUGGGAAAUGUCACAUGUCUUAUAAUACUUGCAGGACUGAGUUAUCUCUGUCUCUGUGUGCAUCAGCAUCAAUAUGUCUUAUUCCACACUCCAAAAACCUGGACCGAUGCACAGAGUUACUGCAGGGAAACAUGCAUUGAUCUGGCCACAAUCGAAGACAUGAAGGAGAUGGAAAUGGCUCUUCAAAGUUUUGGAAGUGACUACAGUGAUGCCGUCUGGAUUGGGUUGCAUAGAGGAAAGGAGCUAAAGUGGCAUUGGUCUCUGGCAGACAAAUACUUCUACGAGGAUGGAGAAAGAAAUUAUAUAAAGUGGAGAAUGCCUUUAAGUGCUGAUAACUGUGCUACUUUCAGUAAUGGAAACCUUUCUACACUCUCCUGUCUUGAAAAUAGACAUUCAGUCUGCUACGAUAGAACAAAACAAGGAGCAGCUCAGUACAUCUUUAAUCCAAAUUUAAUGAAAUGGACCGCCGCUCGAGAUUUCUGCAGAAAAAACUACACAGACCUGGUCAGCUUGAGGAAUGAUGCAGAAUACAAGACAGUCCAGGAAGUAGCCAAUGGAACAGCAGUAUUUGUUGGUCUCUUCAGAGACCCGUACGACUGGUCAGACCUGACUGACUCCUCACUACGGUACUGGAGGGAAUCCCAAUUGGUAAAUACAGAAUUUCAUCAAAAUUGUGUUGCAAUGCUGAAGACUGAAGCUGGAAAAUGGGGAGACAGAAACUGCACAGAAGUUCAUCCUUUCCUCUGCAAAUGCAUACAAACCAAACUGCAGUUCAUAAAACUGAGGCUCAGCCUGCAGGACUCAAAUUUGGAUCUGAAUGACCCUGCAGUGCGAAACAGCAUCUUGGAGCAAAUGAAGCAAAGGCUGGUUGGAAAUGUAAGUGGUGUCAACAAUCUUAAGUGGAAAAAUCACUCAGAUGAAAGAGUUUUCAUCAAGGAGACAGAGGAACACAACCCAUGAGAGGAAUACAGGAUGACUGCUAAGAUUCUGAACUGGAGAUGUAAAAGUCCACCAACCAGGGUGGUAACAAAAAAAAAACUUUUAGCUGUUGCUGAUUAAGCUUUUUUCAAUAGGAAUGCUCCAUUUAGUCGCUAAUAUGAUGAUUAUCUUCAAUAACUCUGUGAGCUAUUAGGCCUUUUAAUUUUUGCAUGCCUCUGAUUUCAUCCUGCUUUCAUCCUGAGAAUUUCAUCUUUCAUUUGAUUUAGAGCCUCCUGUGUAGAAGAGAUACACAUUAACAUGUGCACCAUUAACACUAAGAUUACUUUCAGUCAACUUCAUAAUGGACUGGUCCAUAAAAAAAGCACAAUUGCAACAGGAUUAAGCCCUAACAUGGUAAAUAUGAAAUAGAUUAGCAAUAAUGUAUAUUCAGUAAGCUUUAACAACCAAAAAUGUAAGUCCUUUAUGUACAUUAGUUUUACUUCAAACCAAUAGUACUCAGAGGGAACUGAAGAGCAUGUAAAGAACCUCUAGAGAAAAUGAAUAAAGACCAAAUGCUGGCAUCUCUGAAGUUUGUUGGAUCUGGACCAACACUAGACAUUAUUGGACUUCCUUCAGGUUAACCAACCGUUAACUAUUGCAACUGCAGUGUUUCAAACUGUCAGCAGCCAUAUUGGAUUUUGAGGAAGGAGUUGAUGAGAUGACCUUUGAGUUUAAUUUUCUUGCUAGGAAGUUUUAGUUGGAUGUUUUGCUACAAACAUGCAUGGAUUUUUAUUCUUCUGCUGUUUUUGUGUGGGAAUAAGUCCAGUUCCAGUUUUGGUAUUGUUUCAAAACACCUUCACAUUGUCUUAGAAAACUUUAGAAUUUAUAUUAAUUCCAGUAUAAAGAUGUGUUAUUUGUAAUAAUUUAAGAAGUACUGCAUCAUUGUAAGGUAUGACACAGUUAGUAGGUUUGGAU
Molecule: messenger RNA, 1966 nt
Organism: Poecilia reticulata (guppy)
Lineage: Eukaryota; Metazoa; Chordata; Actinopteri; Cyprinodontiformes; Poeciliidae
Product: secretory phospholipase A2 receptor-like
Source: RefSeq, a predicted model, not a curated record